Molecule: messenger RNA, 4889 nt
Organism: Clarias gariepinus (North African catfish)
Lineage: Eukaryota; Metazoa; Chordata; Actinopteri; Siluriformes; Clariidae
Gene: abcc8b
Product: ATP-binding cassette, sub-family C (CFTR/MRP), member 8b
Exons: 41
Coding region: 1-4836 (1611 amino acids)
Biological process (GO): transmembrane transport; potassium ion transport
Cellular component (GO): membrane
Molecular function (GO): ATP binding; sulfonylurea receptor activity; ABC-type transporter activity
Source: RefSeq, a predicted model, not a curated record
AUGCAUGGAUACAGAGCUACUCCAAUCUCCAAUAGCACCCUGUCUUUCUGUGGUACUGAUAACUCGUCUGCCUAUAAGGUGGAUAACGGGCUUCUGAAUAACGGCUGCUUCCUAGAUGCCCUGGGGCUUGUGCCACACGUUUUUCUCCUCUUCAGCACCUUCCCAAUACUCUUCAUUGGUUGGGGCAGCCAGAGCUCUAAGGUUCAUAUCCAUCAUAGCACAUGGCUGCACUUCCCUGGCCAUAACCUGCGCUGGUUGCUCACAACCGCUCUCUUGUUUGUGCUGGUGUGUGAGGUUGCUGAGGGGAUUGUCUCAGACGGAUUUAACCAGUCUCACCACAUCCAUCUUUAUAUGCCUGCUGGACUGGGAAUCCUGGCAGCUAUAACCUCCAUAGUUUACUAUCACAACAUAGAGACGUCUAACUUUCCCAAAUUGCUGUUAGCUUUGCUUAUCUACUGGAUUUUGGCUUUUGUCACCAAAACCAUUAAGUUCUCUAAGUACAAUGAACACGGAAUCGGCCUGGGGCAGCUGCGCUUCUGCAUCACAAGCUUGCUGGCUUUAAUCUACGGCCUGCUGCUGACUGUGGAGAUCAGCGUUAUACUGCGCAGGCGCUACAUAUUCUUUCUAUUCCCGAACGAGGUGAAGCCUCCUGAAGACCAGCAGGACCUUGGUGUGCGUUUCCUUCAGCCUUUUGUCAACCUGCUGUCCAAGAGCACAUACUGGUGGAUGAACACAUUCAUCACAUCGGCUCACAAACAGCCCAUUGACCUGAAAACCAUUGGCAAGCUGCCCAUAGCUAUGAGAGCACUCACUAACUACCAGAAGCUACGUUCGGCCUUCAGUGCCCUAAAGGAGCGAGGUAUGAUCCCUGCACGAGGCCCACAGUCAAUUUGGUAUGCUCUUAGGCAGGCUUUUGGAGGCCCUCUACUCCUUAGCAUAACCCAUCGUUUCCUGGCUGAUCUGCUGGGCUUCGCUGGACCACUCUGCAUCUCUGGAAUUGUCCACCACAUCAGCCGUGAUAAUCACACCAUCGAGCCACCGGUCAAACUGCUAGGAAUACAUUUCAUUUCCUCUCAGGCAUUUCUAGCGAACGGCUAUGUGUUAGCAGUGCUGCUCUUUCUAGCUUUGCUCCUCCAGAGGACAUUCCUACAGGCGUCCUACUAUGCCGCAAUGGAGACUGGCAUUAAAAUCAAGGGCGCCAUCCAGUGUAAGAUCUACAAUAAGAUCAUGCGCCUGAGUACCUCCAACAUGUCCAUGGGAGACAUGACCACCUCUCAGAUCUGCAAUCUGGUGGCGAGAGACACAGAGCAGCUCAUGUGGUUCUUCUUUCUGUGUCCUAACCUGUGUGCAAUGCCAGUGCAGAUCACACUUGGUGUUUUCCUGCUGUACUACUUAUUGGGGAUAAGUGCUCUGAUUGGAGCUGCUGUAAUCGCUGUUCUUGCACCGUUGCAGUACUUUGUAGCUACACAGCUUUCACGAACACAAAAAAGCACACUGGAGUAUUCCAGUGAGAGACUGAAGAAGACUAAUGAGAUGUUGAGGGGCAUUAAGCUGCUGAAAUUAUAUGCCUGGGAGCACAUCUUUAGAUCCAGCGUGGAGGAGACAAGAAAAAAAGAGCUGACCAGCCUUCGGGCCUUCGCCCUCUACACAUCGCUCUCCAUUUUCAUUAAUGCAGCCAUUCCAAUUGCAGCGGUUCUUACAACGUUUGUAGUGCAUGCGUACGUGCACUACUCUACAGAAACUGCUCUCUCUCCUGCUGUGGCGUUUGCUUCUCUCUCACUCUUCCACAUCUUGGUCACACCCCUCUUCCUGCUUUCUAGUGUACUGCACUCCACUGUUAAGGCGCUUGUAAGCAUGCAGAAACUAAGUGAAUUCUUUGAUAGCGAAGAGAUUACACUUGACCAAGAACCUAAAACACCCACGCCCACUGAUACGAACAAGCACAGCAACAGCAACAUAAAGUCAGUUUACAUGUUGCAACUCCAGGCCUCAAAGUUGGUAAACCGGAAGAACAAAGCCAAACAGGACAAGAACAGUCAUAUGCAGCGGGAUCUGAGUCUGGACCUGGCUAAUGUAAGGGAGGAAGAUAUCUGUUUCAAGAUUGUUAAUGGCUACUUCACCUGGACACAGGGAUGUCCCACUCUAACCAACAUUAACAUAAAGGUUCCUUUUGGUGCAUUGACUAUGAUUGUUGGGCAGGUAGGAUCUGGAAAAUCCUCACUGCUCUUAGCUGCUCUGGGGGAAAUGCAGAAGAUCUCAGGGAGUGUCACAUGGAACAAAUUACCAGAUCAGGAGGAGGAAGAGAAUUACAGAUUGCCUGUGAAUCACAAUGCAGGCCCAAAAGCUCCUGAGAAGAGAGGUUCGGUGGCCUACGCGUCUCAGAGGCCAUGGCUUCUCAAUGCCACAGUGGAGGAGAACAUCUUGUUCAGCAUGGCCCCUAACAAGAACCGGUACGCAGAAGUGAUUGAGAUCUGCCAGCUCCAAACCGAUAUUGACACACUUCCCCAAGGAGACCAAACUGUGGUUGGAGAUAGGGUUUCUUUAUCUCUUUCUCAGGGCAUAAUUCUGUCUGGUGGGCAGCGGCAGCGCAUCAGUGUAGCCAGAGCUCUUUAUCAGCAAACUAAAGUGGUGUUCCUGGAUGACCCAUUCUCAGCUCUGGACAUCCACCUGAGUGACCACUUGAUGCUGGAAGGAAUUCUGAAGUUCCUCAGACAGGAGAAAAGGACAGUGGUGCUGGUCACACACAAGCUGCAGUACUUACCACAUGCAGACUGGAUCAUAGCCAUGAAGGAUGGUACAGUCCAGACACAAGGCUCCCUAAAGGACAUCCAGUGUGCUGAGCCUGAACUGUUUGAACACUGGAAAACCCUAAUGAACAGACAGGACAAGGAGAAUGCUGUGAGACUGAAGAGGAAAAGUUUCAAGAGGAUGUACUCCAGAGACACAAUUGCCACUGAGGAUGAGGAUGAAGCCUCUUCUCUUACUGUCAGGGAGGUUAAAGAUGGUUCCCUGAGUACAGACGAGGACAGCCUGACAACUGAGCUGCGUCAGAGGAACACAAUGCUAUGGGGCUCACUGGUGACAUACCUUCGAACAGCUGGCCUCCUGCUGCUUCCACUGCUCAUCCUGUCCCAGCUCACAAAACACUCACUCAUGCUGGCGAUAGACUACUGGCUGGCCCAUUGGACGUCUCAGUCCAUUAUAGCUCAGACAGGCAGUACAGAGAGGAACUGCACAUCCGGUAGCACACAGGACUGUGUGCUGAGUCAUACUCUGUACCUGCAAGUCUUUUGUGUCUUGUGUUUUCUGGGUAUCGUGUUAUGUUUGAUCACCUCUCUGGCUGUGGAGUGGACGGGUCUGCGAGUCGCUCAGGAGCUCCACUGUGGUCUUCUUCAUAUCAUCAUCCUCGCUCCAAUGAGGUUGUUUGAGACGACUCCUCUUGGGAAUAUUCUUAACCGAUUUUCUGGAGACACGAACAUCAUCGAUCAGCACAUCCCGGUUACCAUGGAGUGUUUGAGCCGUUCGACUCUGCUGUGUGUGUCAGCUGUGGGCAUCAUAUCCUACAUCACCCCAGUCUUCCUUAUCGCUCUGCUCCCACUGGCAAUCAUCUGCUACUUUAUUCAGAAGUACUUCUUGGUGGCAUCCAGGGAUCUGCAACAGUUAGAGGACAUCACUCAGAUCCCUCUGUUGUCCCACUACACAGUGACUAUAGAGGGACUCACCACCAUCAGGGCCUUUAGACACGAACAAAGAUUUAAGAAGAGACUUUUGGAAUAUGCAGAUGCCAAUAACAUCGCCUCGCUCUUUCUUACGGCGGCAAAUCGCUGGCUUGAAGUUCGCAUGGAGUACAUUGGGGCGUUUGUUGUCCUGAUAGCAGCUGUGGCGUCCAUCGGCAGUGCCCUGUACAGCGAUCUCUCUGCUGGAUUAGUGGGUCUGGGCCUUACAUAUGCUCUCAUGGUGUCGAACUACCUGAACUGGAUGGUGCGUAACCUGGCUGAUAUGGAGGUACAGCUCGGGUGUGUGAAAAGGAUCAGCAGUCUGCUUAACACAGAGCCUGAGAACUACAAUGGAGAAAUGACUCCAGCCCAGGUUCCAGCAGGCUGGCCCAAAUAUGGCGAGAUCCAAAUCAAGAACCUGAGCGUGAGAUAUGAUAGCAGCCUAAAACCUGUCCUAAAGCAUGUCAAUGCUCACAUCAAACCUGGACAAAAGGUGGGGAUAUGCGGACGAACAGGAAGUGGAAAGUCUUCCUUCUCCUUGGCUCUGUUCCGAAUGGUAGACACAUGCGAGGGUCAAAUUAUCAUUGAUGGAAUUGAUAUUGCUAAACUGCCCCUUCAAACCUUGCGCUCAAAAUUUUCCAUCAUUCUUCAGGACCCCAUUUUAUUCAGUGGAACAAUUCGAUUUAAUCUGGAUCCAGAGAGAAAAGUCACUGACCGGAUGCUGUGGGAAGCGUUGACUAUCGCUCAGCUCACGCCUGUGGUGGAAGCUUUACCUGGAGGACUAGAUGCCAUGGUGACGGAGGGAGGCGAAAACUUCAGCCAGGGGCAACGGCAGCUCUUCUGUCUGGCUCGAGCCUUUGUAAGGAAGAGCAGCAUCCUCAUCAUGGAUGAAGCCACAGCAUCCAUUGACAUGGCUACUGAUGGCAUCCUACAAAAAGUUGUUAUGACUGCUUUUGCAGAUCGGACAGUUGUAAACAUCGCCCAUCGUGUGCACACCAUACUGGGCUCAGACGUGGUCAUUGUGAUGAAGCGUGGAGCCAUUCUGGAAUAUGACCGACCUGAUGUCUUGCUGGAGCAGAAAGACAGCGUCUUCUAUACUUUUGUCAGAGCAGACAAGUGAGAAAUGCGACGAGUAGUGUGUGUGUGUGUCACAGGCAGAGCAGGACAAAGAAC